UUUUACGAGACAGGAAGCUCUGACUGACCAUAUUUCUUUUAUCUGCUAAAAAAUGACUGGCGGCGAACAGCACCAUUUACAAAAGGACAGGGGUGGUUACGACUGUAAUACAAACACCAGUGUCGCAUCGAAUUAAACCAGAUGCGAGAACGAGAACGCCUUUUUAUUAAUCAAAUACAAGCAGUGGGUGUUGAACGUGAUUUGAUUGGGGGUGCAGCACAACACGUUUCCCGAAAGUGCCUGAAAAGGUGAAAGUGGAUUUUUUUUUAUUUUAGAGCUACUGUAAGUUUUCAAGCUGAACAUGGAUGGAAAAGACGAAGAAAUCGGAGAAUGUGACCCCGAUAUUCCAGAAGAAGGUCCCACUGCUCCUCCGGUAGGCCUGUUGGACGAUGUGUCUGGGUACGAGGAGACGCCUAAAGAUGGGGACAGUACAGACAAGAUGUAUCCCCCUCCUGCUGACAGGAUGCCCAUUCCAGAAAAUGACAGGAGUGCAGCAGUUCCUCAAGUGCGAGUCCCUAUAGUGUCUGAGGACAUCGCAAGAGAAGCUCUUUUGCAGUUUGUUGACAAGAAAUGGACCUACAGGAGCAAGCCAGCUCGGGAGCUGGUUUUCAAGGAUUUAAAGCCUUUCACAAUUUACCGGUAUCGCUUGGAAACAUAUACAGAAUCAAGAGCAAGUGCCUGGGAAUUUGAACCUUAUACUGAUCAGUUUGUGGAUGGUCCGCAGUACGGAAUGAGCCCCCCUCCCUGGGAUGUGGCAGUGGAAGUCCCUCCCACUUACACGGAUGCAACGCAGAAAGUCCGAGUGCCUCACUCCUCAUUUGUCAAGGAAUGUCACCGAUGUUACGGGCGAGGUCGAAUUAGAUGCAGUCACUGCCAUGGCCGAGGAAGGACCCGGUGCAUACACUGCCAUGGAACCAUUCGAUCUCAGAAUAAAAGAUGCACAUUUUGCCAUGGGAGAGGGCACAAUAGAUGCAGCUUCUGCCAUGGACGAGGUCAUAAAAUAUGCCCAUCUUGUCAUGGGCACAAAACCCUGAUGCACUUCAUUCAGCUUACAGUUACAUGGAAAAACCAUGUAUUUGAACAUGUGCCGGAUCGGAUUCCUGAAUUUCCCGUGAAGAAAUUUGAAAAAGUGACUGGGGAUGCAUUCUUUGUAGAUGAAAGCAUCUUGGUUUACCCCAUUGUAGGUUUUCCAGACGAGGAGAUUUGCGAGGCCUCAAAGAGAGGAAUUCAGGAGCACCUUAUGAAAUUUUCUUCCAUAAACCGAAUCCUGCAGCAGCGCCAGACCAUUGAACUGCUUCCUCUGACCCACGCCUUCUAUGACUACAAGGGACAAGAGUACACCUAUUUCGUGUUUGGGAUUGAAAACCAAGUUUACGCUCCAAAAUACCCAACUAGUUGCUGUAUUUUGUGAGGUGUUGACAGAUCUCAUUUGAGAAGAGAGGAUUUGAUAUUUAUUAUCAUUGAAAUAAAUACGCUUAUUUACAUUGAUCAUAAAUCUAUAAUCUAUACUUUAUUUUUAUGUACUUUUAUAUAAUGAUUCAAAGAUUGGAUGGGAGAAUUAAGGAUUUUGUGUAUUUACAUAGAUUAUUGCCGCCCUCUAGUGACUUGCAAGAGACUGUGUGCCCUGUGUUCUCUGCUCAGUACUGUUGUGGAAACCCCUUUCCGCCUGUCCGUGAGUGGUGCUUGUGGUGUGAAUCGGGCAGCAGCAGUACAAGUCCACCUCCUUCCGUAUGGAAGGCAAAUUUGUGGGUUUGGGAGGCAGCACUAAGUAGGCCAAUUUUCAAAAUUAUUCGUGUAGCAUUAAGGAGGAUUUUGGAGCCACAGGAUUAUUGCACAACGACCAAGUAUGUUCUGACCUGUUAUUUCAGAGGUAUUUGUUUCACCUUGGUUUUCCCCUUUUGAAUUGUGGUCUAUUUAUAACUGAUCGUGUUCAACAUAUUCUGUUAAACUUUUUGUUCACAAGAUCAGGAGCAUUUGUCCAGUUGUCCUGGCUAAAUUCCGUUUGCACAAUCUGGCCUUCCUAAAUUUCCUCCUCAGUUUAUUUGGUGAUUUUCUAUGAGGUGGGGCUACUUGCAUAUAAUGACUGUACAUAAUCAAUACAGACAGAUACUAUUAUUAUCAUAGUUACUCUCAAUAUUACAUAAAUGAUUGAUUCUUACUAGUACACAACAUUUCAAUAUAUGUUACCUAGAAGCUGUAUUUCUUUCUUUUUGACAUUAUUUAAAGGUUAGGGUGGUAAAGCAAAUCUUGAUUAUCAUUUUCUCCGUUUAAAUACUCCUUUCUCAACAUACCCACUCACACAUUCAUGUUUCAUUUAGAGCUUGAAUGCAUUAUUGUGAAAUAUUUUGGUAUUAAUUGAUCUAGCCAUGUCUAAGUUGAUCCUGUAUAGAGCCUGCUUUAGAUGUAAUGAAGUGCACACAAUUAUAAUAGUUUACUAUGGCAAAUUAUGGUAGUAUUAUAGUGCACUGUUGUAAGACACAGUAAUCCUAUGAUGGGGCUUCACCUACAGUAGAUUUUUUCUGUUGUGGUAGAAAUAUAUAAGAGGAUAAAGAAGCAUUGCAUUGAGAAUGCAAAGCAAAUGUUGGGAAACUGAAAAAUGUACGACACAUUUUCAAGUAAGGUUUGUGCACUCCAGUGCGAAAAUGAGGUGAUUUUUGUUUGUUAGAAAUUGUUGUUUACCAGAAUAUUGGCAGCCGUCUUAAAAUAUGCCUGUAUACUGUUAAAUAAUCUACCUAGAACUUAAGAACAUAACAAACAUCACAAAGGUUAAAAAUGAGAGGACUAUCUUGUUAAUUUGAUUGGCACUAGCUUAUGGCUUUUAAAGGGUGCAACAGAAUCAACCACUACAGCUGUUUUGUAAUUGAAGUGCUUCCUGAUUUCAGUGCUGAAUGUGUUCCUUUUAUUUUCCACAUUAUAGUGCCUUUGAAGGUGUUUGGAAUAUCUUCUGUAACAUUUCUUUCAGACUUUUCCCAUACACUGAACUGUCUGGAAAAUGAUAACAAAAGUGCAAGACACUUAAGGCAUGUUUUCAGAUGAAACAAUGUUAUGGCCACUAUAGUCACAUCAACGACUGUGUGCAAAUAAAUUACACCAUAAAUGUCAUAGUUUUGUCAAUUCUCCAAAUUAAAAAAAUGUCAAUUUACAUUAUAUAUGAAUGUUUAAGAACAUUGUAAGAUUGUCAGAUUGUUUCCAUGUGCCCUUGAAAUGUUUGUCUAACUUUCUUAAGUUUUUGUAAUAAAACAAAUUGUAUUUACAGUA
Messenger RNA from Lepisosteus oculatus (spotted gar), 3258 nucleotides. It is a transcript of the gene ssuh2.1, whose product is annotated as ssu-2 homolog, tandem duplicate 1. Lineage: Eukaryota; Metazoa; Chordata; Actinopteri; Semionotiformes; Lepisosteidae. Gene Ontology annotation, molecular function: heat shock protein binding. The record is from RefSeq and is a predicted model, not a curated record.